CAAGAAUUCUUUUAAAAAAAAAUAUACACACAUUGCAAAUUUUUUUUUUGCUUUAAAACUAAGAGCAAAAUAGGAACCCCCAGACGUACCAAAAUAAAGUAGCAUUAGAUUCAGUCAGUCAGUUCUGGGGGAAAAGUGCAAUCCAAGAACGUCUCGAAGGCUUGCAAAAAAAAAACCCGGGUUUCAACAAUUUAAAAAGAGCAAAAAUAAAACAACUCGAACUAAAUUUAAUGGAUAGAAAUUAUCCUGCUUCUGGAUUUGGAGAUCCACUAGGCGCUGGGCAAGGAUGGACUUACGACAGAUCACCGUCAGGAGUAAAAGCCAGUCUGGUGUAUGGCGGAUCUCGCAGUUCACACCCAGAAACAGACAUCCUGCAUAGACAAGCGUAUGCAACGCCCCAUCCUCUCCAAGGCUAUGCGACCAACCAUCAUCCUGCUGGCCUGUCGGGCUUGUUCGAGACCGGGCUUCACCAUGCUGGCAGCACCACCCCAGACGCAUCUGUCAUGAACCUCAUCUCCGCUCUGGAAUCACGGGCUCCGCAACCUGGACCCUCUGCCUCCUCCCUCCUCUCACAGUUCCGAACUCCAUCCUGGCAGACAGCCAUGCACACCCCGGGACCAGCGGAGUUAUUCAUCUCCGGGGCCAUUCCUGGUUCUGGGACUUUUCCAUCUUCAUCUGCCCUCUCAGCCUAUCAACACCCGGCUUCAUUCAGUGGGCGGAGUUUCCCGGUGACGUCAUCGCUGACCCUUCAGGAUGCCACCUUCAGCCCGAGCUCCAAUGGGUUGCUGUCACCUCACGACCCCCUCCUCCACAUCAAGUCCUCACAGUCCAGCGUCCCGUCCUCGUUGACCUUUGACCGCCUCGGCAGCGCCGUCCUGGGCACCGGCUUGCCAUCUCAGAGCUCGGCCUACCGCACGGCACAGGAGUCGGCCUCCCGGCACCUACAGUCACAGUUCAACCUGCUCUCCUCGCCGCUGGGGCCUUCGGAACAGGCCUCGCAGCUGUACAACACCUCGGUCUUCUCCAGCUCGCCGGCCUCCGGCAUCGAGCGAGCCAUCCCCCGCCAGGACAGCGUGAUUAAGCACUACCAGCGGCCCUCCAGCGCGCAGGCCCAGCUGCCUGCCUCCCAUCACUCCUUGCAGCACUACCUGAGCUGCGGAGGGAGCCACAGUUUCCAACAGAUGCCGCGGCACUCGACCCUCUCCUGCAGCCCCCUCGGUGACCAGUCCCCGGUGAGCAGCGAGGGCAGCCAGAAGAGUUCCCAGGCACGUGGCGAGCACUCGCAGAGCUACAGACCCAUCAUUCAGUCGCCGGGCUACUCCUCGUCCUCCUCCUCCUCAAAAUCGAAGAGUUACUCGGCUUCGAGGCAGGCCCAAAGGGCCACUGCCACCCCCAAGUGCCAAAGCAUCUCCUCCAGCGGCCAGUCCCACAACUUCUCCUCCUCGACGCCCAAGGCCAGCUCGGUGAUCUCCAGCCAGCCCCAGGCCUACUCCCCGGGCCAGUCGCAGAGCCUGCUGAGCAUGAGCCAGUCGCAGAGCUACAGCGUGACGCAGGCCCAGAACCUGGCCGCCGUCACCCAGUCGCCGGGCUACACUUCCAGCCAGUCCCAGGACCUGACCACCGUGAGCAAGGCCCAGAGCUACUCCAGCGGCCAGUCGCAGGCCCUGCAGACGUGCGUCAGCCAAGCGCAGAACUACUCGCCGGAGCAGCUGCAGGGCCUGUCGUCCGUCGGUUCCAUCCAGAGCUACGGUGUCCAGUCGGAGCCCCACUCGUCGGUCACUCAGGGCCAGAGCUACGUCCCCGCUCACUCGCAGGGGAUGCCGACCGCCAGCCCGUCUCUCAGCUACGCCACCGGACAUUCCCCUGCCUUGAGCUCCCACGGCCAGUCGAUCGUUUAUUCUUCAGCCAGCCACGUUCAAAGCCUGCCAGAGGCCAGCCCCUCUCAGAUAAUCCGGCCCCUCCAGUCCCCGACUGGGAGCAGGUCCCAAAGCGUCACCUCCCCGGAACAGUCUCAGAAGUACCUGUCCUCCGUUCUGUCCCCUUCGUUCAUACAGUCGUCCCACUCGCAAAGCUUCCAGUCCUCCCAGCCACCGCUGGAGAGAACGCCAUCUUACGGCAAGACGAAAUCUGACUCGGACUUGCUCUCGUCGGAGAGGACGGAGGACGAGGACUUCCUCAUUCAGCACCUGUUGGACUCCCAGAGCCCGCCCCGAGUCUCGACCCAGAGCCUGGUGGAGUGCGAGGACCGGGCCCCCAAGAGCAUCGUUUACGAAAUGUCCAAGUCCGAAGAGAGGUACCACCUGCAGAGCGUCAUCAGGACGAACUCGAGCCUGGACAGUCAGGUUCUGGAGAUGUCCUUGCAGGGUCUGAAGGAGAAAAAGAAAGGCGAGAGGCAGAAAGAGUACGGGCACAGCCGCUCUUCCGCAGACGCCUUGGUGACCUCGGUGGUACACUACAGCCAUCAGCCCAACAGCAUUGACAGCCUGGCUCAAGACAUCAAGAAGUCAGUCGAUCACCUCCAGACCCCCCACCUGGACGGGUCCAGCAAAGAGAUCAACCCGGCCCACUCUUACCUGCAGAAAACGCCGGAGCAGAGCUCCCGGGCCCAUCACAUGGCGUCCGAGGCCUCCCAGCUGGAGCCGCACAGCAUCCUGCAGAACCAGCAGAGCUCGCAGAUGAUGCUGGACACCUCGCCGGAGAUGCAGCUGCCCCUGGCGCACCAAGCCCCCAGCCAGCAGUCCCAGCUGCUGCAGUCGGUGCUGACCCACACCCAGAGCCAGAUGCAGGCGCAGCAGAGGAAGGUGCAGACCCCGCUGGACGUGCACAUGAUGGAAUCGCAGCGCCUGCAUUCCGAGGCCCAGUCACCCCAGCUGCAGAUGCUGGAGGUCCACCUGCAGAGCCAGCAGAUGCAGGCCCACGUGCGCUCGCAGUCGAUGGACGUCCACCCGCACGCGCCACCCAUGGACUCGCACCUGCUGGACUCCCACCAGAUCCAGGCGGACCCCCAGUCACCUCAGCUGCAGGGGUCGCUCCAGUCCGAGCGCCUGCAGUCCGAGGGCAUGGAGGGCCUCCCUCAGCCAGAGAGCAUGCAGCCCCAGGAGAUGCAGGAGUUCCUGGAGCCUGACCUCCACCUGGAGAGCCACCUUUCCCAGACCGGCCAAGUCCAGUCCCAGCAGCACCUGCUUCCCGAAUCCGGCGAGACCUUGCAGCUGGAUACCUCGGAGCCUUCCCAACAGGUCUCCCAGCAGCAGAUGGAGCCCAAGGACCAGUUCAGCUCGGCCAGCCCCCAGAGCACCAAACAGAGAUUUGUCCCCCUCACCUCGAUCUGCUUCCCGGACUCGCUCCUGCAGGACGAGGAGCGGAACUUUUUUCCGGGAAUGGAGGACAUGUUUUGCUCUGCGCCUUGUGGCAACGAGGAGUACAGCAAGCAGCCGUGCGGCGAUGAGGGCAACCAGGCGAUGGACAGGAGCAACGGCAUGAAGUCCAGCUUCGAAAUGAUGCACUCGAACCAGAGUUUCCAGGGCUACUGCGCCUCAGAGACCGGCAACAGCCAACAGAACGUCCACUUGGACCUCGACUCGGUUGCCAUGAAGCCCGAGCUGGAGUCCACCGUUCAGACUGAGCACCUGGGCCUGACUCAGCCGAGCCACGGGCCUACGAGCGCCGAUAUCAAGUCGCCCCUGACGACCGCGAGCUUCUGCUCCAUGAAGACCAAGAAGUUCUUGAAGACCUCCUCCCUGCAUCUCCUGAAGAAGAAGGACUCUCCCCCUCAGCCGCCAAAGAAGAACUACGCCCAGGAGUACGAGUUUGAGGACGAGGAGAAAGAGGACGUGCCGGCCGACAUCCGGCUGAACAACCGUCGGCUCCCGGAUCUGCUCCCCGACCUGAUUUCCAGCUGCCGGACCAGGACCAACAUCAGUCCGGUCUCCGACAUCGACUUCUGCUCUGGCAACAACCUCAACGGGGGCAAGAAGAAAACAAAGCGGGCCUCGAAGCCCAAGGAGAAAGGGCCUCCGAGGCCGAGGGGUCGGCCGAGAAUCCGGCCCCUCGAGCCACCUCAAGGUGUGGCCCAAGAUGGGCCCAAAAAGAGGGGGCGCGGCAGGGGAAGGGGCAAGAAGAUUGCAGAGAGUGAAAACGAGGGCUUUAAAAUGGAAAAACAAGUAAAAUCCAGCAAGGGCAAGGUUCAAGGGUCAAAGGCAGGUGACCUUUUAUCCAUCGAGGCUCCAGAGUCUCUCCCAACGGAAGGUGUCUUAGAGAACAGUCAAACCCAAGAAAAGAUCAAGAAGAAGAUAAAAGAGGUUGAGGAGAAACAGCCGGAGAUGAAAUCAGGAUUCAUGGCAUCGUUCCUGGACUUCCUGAAGUCGGGCAAGCGGCAGCAGCUGCCGGCCACGACCUCCAGCCCGCAGAAAGGGCGGCCUUCGUCGGUCAUUAACCAGCCCUCGCAGGCUUCGUUCGGCCUGGCGCAGUCCAUGCUGUCGGGGCCCCUGGACGCCUCGGAGAGCGACAGCCUCAUGAGCUGCACCAGUCCCUGCAAGAGGUUCGACGAUGACCUCAAGAAGAACCUGGAGACCCUGCCUUCGUUCUCGUCCGACGAAGAGGAUUCCGUCAGCAAGAAUCAGGACUUGCAGAAGAGCAUCACCUCUGCCAUCUCUGCCCUCUACGACCCAAUGGAUCGCAAGGAGAAUGACGGCACAGAUAAUAUGGUUGUCGAAGAUAAAGAAGUGAGCACCUCACCUUCUGAGGCCUCCCAGCCGGAGCAGGCCGCACCCCCAUCCCCAGUCUUGCCUAAGGAGCCUAUCCCAGAAGAAGAGCCUUCUCCUGCCCCAGAGUCCCCACCGCAGCCGGAAGAGAGGGAGGCACCUUCCCCGGUCAAGCUCGCCAAGAAGCAGGACUCUGUGGCCAUUUGUGGAGAGACUGACGAAGAUGACGAGGAGAGUGGCGGAGAGGGCGCCAUCCGGAAGUGGGAUGAGUUUGUCAUCAAAAUCGACGACAUUAAAGAACUUAAGCUCGCCAUGCAAGCGGGAAGCGAACCUCCGCCAAUUUGGCGGGUGCAGAAAGCCUCUCUACAGCAGUUUGUGCCUGAGGUGCGAGAUGGGCAGCGCCACUUCUCUUCCAGCUCUCAGUACAUCGAGUACCCGGAUGAAGUGAAGACCGAUUACCAGCGCCUGUACGUGAAGUUUCUGGAGAACAUGGACAAGAAGGACUACGUGCGGAUUUGCUCGAAGAAGCCCUGGCACAGGCCCCUGCACUUGGCCAAGAAGCAAGACUCCGUUGCCAUCUCUGGCGAGACGGACGACGAUGACGAGGAGAGCGGCGGCGAAGGGGUGUUCCGGGAGCGCGACGAGUUCGUCGUGAAGAUCGACGACAUCAAGGCACUUAAGCUCGCCAUGCAAGCAGGACGGGAACCUCCUCCCAUCUGGCGAGUGCAGAAGGCCUUGUUACAGAAGUUCACCCCGGAGAUCAGAGAUGGGCAGCGGCAAUUCUGUGCAACCAGCAAAUAUCUUGGGUACUUUGGUCAUGCAAAAAACGAAUACCAGCGGCUCUACGUUAAGUUCCUGGAGAACGUAAACAAAAAGGACUACGUCCGUGUUUGCUCCAAGAAGCCUUGGCAUAGGCCGCAGCAAUCCCUGAGGCGGCAGAGCCAGACGAAGACCACUCCGAAUCGGGUACCGGUCGUAGUUAAGCCAGAGCCACCAGCACGUCCGGCGUCAAAACCCAAGCAGAGACCGUCCAAAGCCAAGGCCGAACCCCCUCCGAAGAAGAGGAAAAAAUGGCUGAAAGAGGUUGCUUCAUCAUCAGAAUCAGACUCCACUCCCAACCAGCAGAGUGAAGAAGAACGGAUCCCCACAGGCCGCAUUCUGAAUACACGGGCAAUGAAGGAGAUGUACAAGAGCUACAUUGAGUUGUUGGUCAGUGCGGCCCUUGACCCAGCCAUGAUCGAAACAAUUGAGGCCAACAAUGACGAACUUUAUUUACCAACCAUGAGGAAGAUUGAUGGCAUCUUAACGGAGCAUAAGAAACGAGUGACAAAAAGAGUGUCUCUGAGCUCCUCGCUCCAGGAGGGGCUGCAGGCGUUUCCCCAGUUGGUCGUCGAGGACUGCGAGGCGGACCGCAAGGACAACCCAGCCAGCUCGGUGAAGUUAAAAGUGGCCGGUGCGCCCUACAACAGGAAGACACUCAACCAGCUAAAGAAGAAUAUACCGCGGCCACAGGACUUCCAAGUGGAGGCGGAGAAAUUGCAGUUUUACACCUUGUUUCACUCCCUCCAUCACUACAAGUACCACACAUUACUGCAUUGUAAGGAGCAGACAGACACGCUGUCGGAGGUGAACGAGGACCUGGGCCAGGAGGAGAUUGUGCAGCAGUGCAUGCGGAACGUGGUGUGGCUGGAGAAACUCUUCGAUUCAUUCAGCGAGCUCCUCACACAGGUGCAGCAGCAGUGCGCGUGACACCCCCGACAGAGCGACAAGGCUGCCCAGGACUAUCCUCUCUCUCUCUCUCUCUCUCUUUCUCGUUGUCUCUCCUCCCCCUCCCCCUUUCCUCCCCGCCCACCCCUUAUCCCCUCUCACUGCCAACCCGCCAUCUCCCUCCAUCCCCCCCCCCCCACCUCGAAUGCUGGACCCUACGCCCCAACCCAAACAACUGCGUAGGACGCGAUGUCAGCGAUCAGCGGAACUGGCCUAACCCUUCAUUACUGGAUUUAUUAUUAUUAUUUUUUUUCUCUUUUUUUUUUGGGUUGUUGUUGUUGCUGUGCGGUGAUUUCAGUGCGAAAAUAUUCAGUUAGGAGUGUUGAACGACUUAUUAUUUUCUUCCUCGUCCCCUCGGUGAGAGCCUCACGGGCUGAGGCGGCCUGUCUGUUCUCGGGGGGGGACUAAAGAGGCAUCGAGGCUUGUGAGGACAGGCUGAGGGCAAACUACUGAAUUUAAAGCCUUGCAAGCAAUAGUGUUUAAUUCCUUUUGUUGCCCCAACCACCCACCUUCCUUUCAAAGACGCUCCCUGCCGUUUCUAUAGGCGGAGUUGCUGGGGUGGGGGAGGUGCGAAAGAUGGUAGCAGCCUACUAAUUCAUUCUCGGCCUUGAACGAGAGGGGACACCUAGUAACCUGCUCGCUAAUGGUCUCCUUGCACUCUUAUGGCAGUGUGUUAAUAUGUUGGGGGAGGGGGUGAUAAUAUGUUGU
Molecule: messenger RNA, 7175 nt
Organism: Carcharodon carcharias (great white shark)
Lineage: Eukaryota; Metazoa; Chordata; Chondrichthyes; Lamniformes; Lamnidae
Product: proline-rich protein 12-like
Exons: 16
Coding region: 231-6449 (2072 amino acids)
Source: RefSeq, a predicted model, not a curated record